UGUGUAAAGCGGUUAUAUUUCAGUAAGCGGUUACCCGCGGAUGGUCGGAACAACGUCAAAACCGUUUAACCAACAAAGAUGUAAUCGUUUGUGAUAAGAGCGUUUUUCAAUUUUGGCGGUUAAAUAUGAUGAGGUGGUCGCAGUGUUUCUGUUGUUCUGCGUCAGCGGCUUUACGUUGUGUGUUAAAUCUGCAUUGUGUUGAGCUCCGUCAAUUGUUUUCUUUGCCGUACACGUUUGCGGUCGCCACACACAAAACCAUGUCUUCGAAUAAAUCCGAUAAAAUCUACACGGUGUUGAUCGAAGGAAACGUCGGCAGUGGCAAGACAACGUUUCUUGAACGGUUUGCCGAUUGUCCAAACGUGCUUCUCGCUAAAGAACCGGUACACAAGUGGCAAAAUGUCGACGGAUACAAUUUUUUGGGACUGAUGUACGACGAUCCAAAACGCUGGAGCUUUGCUUUCCAGUCUAUUGUACAAAGGACCAUGUUAGAAAUGCACCAGUUGAGACCUAAUUCUAACCAGAAUAUUAAAAUUAUGGAAAGGUCUAUUUAUAGUGCCAGAAACAUAUUUGUUGAAAACUUGUUCAAAGAUAAUUAUUUGUCUGCACCGGAAUACGCUGUGCUCGAUGCGUGGUACAAAUGGCUAACGGAAAAUGUUGAAAUUGAAUGUGACCUCAUUAUUUACCUCAGAACCGAACCUGAAGUGGCUUAUAAAAGAAUAAAAACUAGGGGUCGAUCUGAAGAAAAGGCUAUUCCUUUUGAACACAUUAAACAUCUUCACGAGUUGCAUGAAAAAUGGUUAAACGUAGAAAGGACUAAAGUUCCAAACGCUACACCAGUGGUUGUUGUUGAUGCAAACCAAAAUAUGGAGUAUGUAGAAAAAGAGAGUAAAUAUAUUAGAGACUUAAUCACGGCAAAUGCAUCUGCAUCUGCAGUGGUGGAGUCACAGGUCAAAGACAAAAGUAAUAAUGAUAAUGACCAAAUAUUAAAAGAUAUCCAUAAAAUAUCGCCCAAAUGUAAGUUAAUAUCAGAUGCAGCUAUUAUUCCAGUUCAACGGGUAUAGAAAGUACAAGUUUAUUCAGGAUAAAUAAUUAACCAUUAAUAUUAAGAAUAUGUCGAUAAUAACUUGUCAAUUAAGUGAUUGAUUAAUUUUAAUUAAAAAAAAAAAAAAAGAAUUUGACAAAAACUAGAAGUAUAGGUUAAGAGUUCUGUGUAUUAUUUAUAUAUUAUAUUUUUACUAAUUUUUUUUUUUUAUAUUAGAUAUAUUAAUUAUCUUCUAGUAUCAAACCAUAGUUUGGUUAAAGCAUUAUUAUCUUUGAUAUUUGUGUGCGUAUAAAUUAAUGUUGUAAAUAAAUAAGUGUGGAUAACUGUUUUUAUAACAAAACACAGACGAAUUGUAAGGAACAGAAUUUUUAUUACCAUAUUUUAUUAGUAAAGCAAUUUCCAGGUUCGUAAAAAGUUGCACUAAGAGGCUGGUACCAAAUUUGUUAAUAACAAUUUAUUAUAAUAAAACAAAUAAUAACUGGAAAAUGAAA
This is a messenger RNA of Adelges cooleyi (spruce gall adelgid), 1533 nucleotides long. RefSeq names its product deoxynucleoside kinase-like. The record is from RefSeq and is a predicted model, not a curated record. Gene Ontology annotation, cellular component: cytoplasm; mitochondrion. The transcript is spliced from 5 exons. Bases 126 to 1061 code for a protein of 311 amino acids. Gene Ontology annotation, molecular function: deoxynucleoside kinase activity. NCBI's taxonomy places the organism in Eukaryota, Metazoa, Arthropoda, Insecta, Hemiptera, Adelgidae.